This is a messenger RNA of Dunckerocampus dactyliophorus (ringed pipefish), 3570 nucleotides long. RefSeq names its product germ cell-specific gene 1-like protein. Bases 162 to 1058 code for a protein of 298 amino acids. Gene Ontology annotation, cellular component: plasma membrane. The transcript is spliced from 5 exons. The record is from RefSeq and is a predicted model, not a curated record. NCBI's taxonomy places the organism in Eukaryota, Metazoa, Chordata, Actinopteri, Syngnathiformes, Syngnathidae.
UUCUAAUGAUGCUAAAGUGACCCCAGAGUGGAGAGACUGUGUGUGUCUUCUCCUCCUCAAUGGAGCGUUUUUGGAAAUGGUACUAACUUCCUCCUUGUAGCAUUGCGGAUAUAACCUCCAUUCUUCCACUUUGCACCCAUGAACUCCCUGCGUCCCAGACAAUGAAGACAACUCGCAAAUGCAGGACUCUUCUGUCGGUGGGCCUGAACUUCUUCGCCUUGUUCUUCUCCAUCACGGCUUUCAUCACCACCUACUGGUGUGUUGGGACGCAGAGGGUACCCAAGCCCAAGUGCAGCAAGCUGCGGACCCACCAGUGCAUCGACUACGGCGUCAACGAGACGGACCCCAACAAGGUGGUUUACAGCUGGGAGACCGGGGACGACCGCUUCCUCUUCCGCCAGUUCCACACCGGCAUCUGGUUUUCUUGUGAGGAGAAUAUCCACGAUGAAAGUGAGAGAUGCAGAAGCUUCAUCGACUUGGCUCCUGCGUCAGAGAAAGGGAUGCUGUGGCUGUCGCUGGUGUCUGAGAUGCUCUACAUAGUUUUACUGGUGGUGGGCUUCAGCCUCAUGUGUUUGGAGCUCGUCCACUCCAGCAACGUCAUCGACGGACUCAAGCUCAACGCCUUCGCCGCGGUCUUCACCGUGCUCUCAGGUCUCCUGGGCAUGGUGGCUCAUGUGAUGUACACACAGGUCUUCCAGGUCACCGUCAGUCUGGGCCCCCCUGACUGGAGGCCCUACAACUGGGACUACGGCUGGUCCUUCUGCAUGGCCUGGGCGUCCUUCACCUGCUGCAUGGGCGCGUCGGUCACCACGCUCAACUCCUACACCAAGACCGUCAUCGAGUUCAGGCACAAACGCAAGACUUUCGAGCAGAGCAUUCGGGAGGAGCACGCAAGGGAGGCUUUCGAAUAUUUCAGAGAACCCUCUGUACACUCCAUCUCCAAAUCUGUGGAGGUUUAUUCCAGCCAGACGCUGAAGAGUGGCAGGAUAACUCCCAUACCGGCGGACUCCUUAGACCUGAGUGACAUUCGAGGCUCUCUAGGGGAAGAACAGUGCUGAGAGGGGGGGGGGGUCGGUGGUCUACAAGCCUGACAAGCACUUCAGCCCGCACUGGUAACUCCACGGGAAACAUUUCAACUCUGCCUUAAUUGAAUCUUGCCCCAGCGGGUGUGAGUUGUGAAUGACGUAGAUUUGAAAGAAAGUAAAUUCCCAUUAUUGCAGUGAAGGUCUCUUGGAUGCUUCUCGCCUUAUUGAACAGGUUUUAUAAAAUGCAAAUGACUGUCUAACCGUAAAGGGAGAGAAAAUGCUUUUCAACUUGCAAAUAAAGCCACAAAAGCGUGCAGCUAAUCUUGUGCCUACAGACAAAGUUGUGACGUAAGUAAGCAGUGGAUUGUAAGUGUGUGUGUGUGUGUGGUUUUUUUGUUGUUUUUUUUAACAGGUUGUUGUAGGAAAUGAUGUGUAAUUUACCAUCUGGGUGUUUGCAAGGACAAACGCUCACUCGUGUAACCCCCACACGGGCAAACGCAUCGCAUGCCCUUGUGAAGGAUGCCAGAAUGUGUCGUCUUGCACUUUGUGAAGGAUUUACAUUUUUUUUCUCAUUUUUAUGUUUGAUGUUUUCUGCUUCAAUUUGAAGGCAAUAAAUCCCAAGUUGACCAAAUGUGUCAUUUUCAAAUUGGUUUGACCAAAAGGCCUUGCGGUGAUUUGACAUUGCACCCAUAGAGGGCGGUGUUGUGUCAUGAAACAAAAAAAAUGGGCAGAAACCUUUGCUGUGAAGUACCCGUCGUCAGUCAGGUUUAUUAGAGCAAGAGUGUCCUAACUUUUUCCGUUGAGGGUCGCAUACAGAAAGGAUGCGGGGCCACUUUUGUACAGUUUGUGCAUUAAAACCAAUCCAAAGUACACACCCGGUGAAUACUUGUAGAACACUCCAAUUUCUCUGGCAGAAAAAGCUACCGGUACAUUUUGAAGUGUUGAGAUGGAAUUCCCCUUUUUUUCUUGCCAUUUUUGGAGCAACAAAUGACUUUCUGCAGUACAGUGCUGUUCAACUGAUGUUCACAAGGGUAUGGUACCUGCAGCACCUGAAGUCACAUUCAUGGCAACAAAUAUUUACUUAUUCAUUUGUGAGCUUCAGUUUAACAAUGCUAUUAAAAACAUGCACUUCCGCCAUCUAGCGGCUGUUUUUAUGGCAUUUCAAUUGCCCUGAAGUCUAAUCCUUUGAUAAGGAGUUGCAUCAGCACCUCGUUUAGCCUCUCGCGCAAAAAAAGACAUAUAAUUAUGUUGUUGGGAUCGAACAUACAUUUAGAGACUUAGUGAAUUCUAAAAUUGUUGGUCUUGCUUAAAAAUGCAUGCAUUUAGUUGUAUUCAAUGUUAAAAAAAGAUAUGAUAUGGCUCUCACAGAAAUGCAUUUUAACAUAUGUGGCUCUCUCUGCCAAAAAGGUUCCCGACCCCUGGCAUAUAUAUUUGUCAUAUCAUUUUUUUUUAAUGAAAAUAUACUAAUAGGGUAUAUGAAGGUUUUUUGACAUGAAGUUGUAUGACAUCCUCAGAUUUCAGUGAUGAAGAAUGUAGUUCCAGGUAGUCGCUGGGGUUACUCAAGUAAGGUGUUCGGCUUCUCAAAACAGUAUGCGUUCGAAAGAGUACUACAUUUGAGCACAAAAAUGCCUCCUCGAAAAAAUCAGACAUCACCGAUCGCUGACGUGUGUUUACGUGUGUGUGUGUUCCACAGCGAAAUCACCGAAAUCCGGGGACCCAGGGCUUAGGGGACCAGUUGUGGUUGGGGGAGUCUCUGUUGAUUUGGGACACUGCUGAUGGGGAUGUCACACAACUUCAUGUCAAAAAAUCCCAACUAUCCCUUUAAAGUGAAACUGCACUCUCAAAUAAAUACUGUAGAUGUUUCUAGUUUGUGCAAAUUAGUUUUGUCCUGCAGUUUUGUUGGAAAAAGUAGAAGUAGAAGUCAAGAUGCUGAAUCGGCUCAUCUUAAUAAGACCCUCAGUCUCGCUGUUUUCAGUAUUGAUUCCUUGCAAAGUCUGAGUUCAGUAGCCAUCGUCAAACUCAUUCUGGGCCUGCUGCCGGGCUAACAUUGCCUGGAUGAGAGCGCUGGAGCUGGCAGGAGGUGGGUUUUCAUGAGGAGCAGUGCUGCCCCAAUGGAGACUCUCCUCACUCUCUGCUUUCCGUCUUGCUUGCAUGACUUGCAUCAUAGCGUAAGAGUAGGAAGAUGGCAAGUCCUCUCCUUCGUGCUCUGCAUCUUCUUCUCUUUGUCUUGCCUGCAUUGCCUGCAUCACAGCCAAGGAUGUGUUGAGAGGGGGUUCAGGAAACUCUGCUGUACUGUAGUUGACAUCCCUUUCAUUGUCCUCAUCCAUGUGCCUGGCAAGAAUCCCCGGAAUGAAGGACGACUGGCGCAUCGGGUAAAGCUCUCUUCUGUCUUGAUCCUCAGCUCUCCGAUUGGCCAGUGUGGCAUCAGAACGGAAGAUAUCCGAGGGAACGGGGGCUCCACCGGGGCUGCGUCUCUCCUCUCCUUCCUCAAGCCGUUGGUGAAGGAUUAAAGCCUGAACCAUGGCAUUGGAGUUGGACUGAGUGC